This is a messenger RNA of Haemorhous mexicanus (house finch), 1572 nucleotides long. RefSeq names its product CD180 molecule (gene CD180). Gene Ontology annotation, cellular component: extracellular matrix. The record is from RefSeq and is a predicted model, not a curated record. NCBI's taxonomy places the organism in Eukaryota, Metazoa, Chordata, Aves, Passeriformes, Fringillidae. Gene Ontology annotation, molecular function: protein binding.
AUGGUCAAUUUCCCAGGGGUGUUUAACAGGUGUCAGAUGAGCUUGGUGUGUGAUGGUGCCUUUCCCAGCAACAGGCAGCUGAAAACAGUAAUUCUGACCAGAAACCUUCUCAUGUUUCUGUCUGACACAGCAUUUGCUGGCCCACGUUCCCUGGAACACUUAACACAGACAGGAAUAACAAGUAUGUGCUUUAUUCCAGUGACAAAUCUUGGCAGCUUAGGUAUCUUCAUCUUGGGCAGCAUCCACAUCUCUUCGCUGCAGCUUCCUCCCAGCUUUCCCACGCGAAACCUCACACUCAAUUUUCUAAUGAAUAACAUACAAGCAAUCACAGCACAGGAUGUCCAAGCUCCACAGAAGACCAGCAGUGUAACUCUCAUCCUUAAAGGCAAUGACAUUACACACAUUGAACCUGGAUCUUUUCAGUCGUAUUUCUACAGUUUGGACUUAGUGGGCUGUGCUGACAUCCCUGGAGUCCUGGUGGGGAUACAGAACUCCUCAGCUCAGCCCUUUUGGCUGGGAACAUUUUAUGGUGUGGGAAAGGAGCCCUACAUAAGCUCAGAUAUUUUACAAGGCCUCUGUAGUAUCUCUGUCAAGGAUCUCUAUCUGCAGUUACAGCACCUUAGAAAACUAAAUGCUGACACAUUUCAGAGCUUAACCAGGCUUCAAAAGUUGGACCUAACACAGCCCCACAUCCAUGCACUGCCCCCUGGCAUCAGUGGCAUGAGCUUGCUAGAGGAGAUGGUUCUCAGUGCAAACUGCUUUGAGCAGCUCUGCAACACCAGCUCUGCUGCCUUCGCCUCCCUCACCUGCCUCCACAUCAAGGGUAACUCACAGGUUCUGCAGCCAGGCUCUGGCUAUUCGGAGAAACUGGCAAAGCUUCAACAUCUAGAUUUAAGUCAGAGUCACAUUGAAAUUUGAUGCUCUAGCAAAGUGCUGAGAGCUUUGAGCAGACUUUGUUACCUGAAUCUGAGCUACAACACACACCUCCAUCUCCAGGAAAUGCUCAUUUAGGACAGUGCUAGCCUAGAGCUGCUGGACUUACCCUUCACUCCUCUCUAUAUCAACACCUUAGAGAGCCCUUUCCAAAAUCUCCAUCUCUAGCAAGUGCUAGAUGAUCUUUCCUCAUCCCACAUUAAUACUAGCUUUCAGCAUGUCUUUCAAGGCUUGAAAAACCUCAUGUUCUUGGACCUUAGUCAAAAUAACUUUGAUUUGGGGAUCAUGCCAAAGGACAAACUGUUCCAACAACUAUCCAGUUUAGGGGUGCUAAUAUUACCAUCCUGAGAACUGACAUCAAUAGGUAACCAAGUAUUUCACAACCUCAGGAAGUUACAGCAUGUUGAUCUGAAUUACAACAAAUUUACUGCAUUUAGCACAGAUGCAUUUUCAAGUCUCAAGAAAAGAAUUUCAAUGUCACAUUACAGGCUACUGCCCAUAGAAGCCAGCAAUCAGGCUAUGUCAUCCACCACCACACCACAGCUGAGAAAUCUACUGCAGGAAGUCUACAAAAGAACACAUCAGAUCUAUAAUCACAUUAAGACUGACCAAGAAGAACACAGGCAGGAGGAUCUCUAA